This is a messenger RNA of Spea bombifrons (plains spadefoot toad), 2162 nucleotides long. RefSeq names its product round spermatid basic protein 1 (gene RSBN1). Bases 55 to 2127 code for a protein of 690 amino acids. The transcript has 7 exons. Lineage: Eukaryota; Metazoa; Chordata; Amphibia; Anura; Pelobatidae. The record is from RefSeq and is a predicted model, not a curated record. Gene Ontology annotation, cellular component: nucleus.
AUGCGCAGUGGCUGCCAUUGGGCCAUUUAAAAGUCGUUGUUGGGGGAAAUUGAAAUGGCUGCGCAGCUGGGUACAUUUUCUGAGGAAAGGGACAAAGCGAAAGGGGGGCGAAAGAAGAAACGGAGGGAGGGUUCUCCGUCGUCCGAGAAAAAGAGGAAAAAGAAAGGAAACGAGGACGGCGGAGGAGAGGAUGAUGAGAAGCAAGUCAAGAGGAGGAAGCUUGACAGUGACACCCAUCAUUGCUGUCACCAUCAUCAUCACCAUCACCACCACAGACAUCACCACCACCAUCAGCAUGGGAAAGAAGAGCUGUUGCUCCGACCUCCUCCCCCCGGGCUUCCUCAGGCAACCCAACCUGUGCCCUCCAUCACCCAGGCCCUAUUUACUCUUUCUCAGCUGGAGAGACCUCGGGAGAAGAUCAAGAGGAAACACAGGGUGAAAAAGGAGAAUGCUGGUGGAGAAGGAGCGGAGAAUCUGCUGAAACCUGUCAAAAAGGAGAUUACAGAUGAGAACGGUCAAUCCCAGUGUGCGAUCAAGAAUGAAGGUCAUGAAUUUCUCCUCAAGAAGAUCAAAAAGAAGAAGAAAAAGAAACAUAGGGAUGACCUGAGAGGUCGGCGGCUGAAAAUGUAUAACAAGGAAGUACAGACUCUCUGUGCUGGGCUGACUCGAAUCAACCAGGAUACCCUGGACCAGGAGGAUGCUGUAGUUGAGGAGAACAAGGAGUCCUGCAGAUACUUGCUGGAUGAGCAACUCUGCCGCUCUGAUUUGGGUACUGAAGAAUACAGAGUUCCACAGGAAGUUCAGAUGCCCUUUGCGUCUCAUCAAGAGCACUGUAUUCGAACCAGCACCUUGAAAACCGAGUCUAAGUUCAGCCGUUUGAUGCAUGAGGAAAACCAGUCAAAUGGAGGAGCGCCGGUUUUGCAUGCUUACAUGGACGAACUCUCUUUUUUGUCUCCCAUGGAGAUGGAGAGGUUUGCUGAGGAAUUCCUGGAGAAGACAUUUCGAGAAAAUGACAAGAGUGCAGCUUAUUAUGCACUGGCCGUAGUUCACGGAGCUGCUGCUUACUUGCCAGAUUUUUUGGACUACUUUGCUUUUAAUUUCCCUAACACCCCAGUGAAGAUGGAGAUCUUGGGCAAGAAAGACAUAGAGACAACCACCAUCUCCAACUUCCAUAUGCAGGUAAGCAGGACAUACUGCUGUGGCACAUAUAGAGCAGGUCCAAUGCGGCAGAUCAGCUUAGUGGGAGCCGUUGAUGAAGAGGUUGGAGACUUUUUCCCUGAGUUUCUGGAUAUGUUGGAGGAAUCCCCUUUUCUAAAGAUGACAUUACCUUGGGGGACCAUGUCUACUCUGAAACUUGAGUGCAGGUCACAAAGUGAUGAUGGCCCAAUCAUGUGGGUGAGACCAGGGGAACAAAUGAUUCCAACUGCAGACAUGCCAAAAUCCCCAUUCAAACGUAGACGGUCGAUGAAUGAAAUAAAAAAUCUCCAGUACCUACCUCGUACAAGUGAACCCCGUGAAGUUCUCUUUGAGGACAGGACGAGAGCCCACGCUGAUCACGUUGGACAAGGUUUUGACUGGGAAAGCACAGCUGCUGUAGGAGUUCUGAAAGCGGUGCAGUUUGGAGAAUGGAGUGAUCAACCUCGCAUAACCAAAGAUGUGAUAUGCUUUCAUGCAGAGGACUUUUCACAUGUGGUGCAGAGGUUACAACUUGAUCUCCAUGAGCCACCAGUUUCUCAGUGUGUUCAGUGGGUGGAUGAAGCAAAACUCAACCAAAUGAGAAGGGAAGGCAUCCGCUACGCACGCAUCCAGCUGUGCGACAAUGAUAUCUAUUUCAUCCCACGUAAUGUCAUUCAUCAGUUCAAGACUGUAUCUGCUGUAUGCAGCCUAGCUUGGCACAUACGGCUGAAGCAAUACAGCUCCAAUAAAGAGUACCAACAGCCUUCUGACAACAACUGUGGCAUCCCACCCCAUGAAAAUUGCCCUGAACCCACAAGUGUGAAACAAGAGCCAGAGCAACCUCCACUUCCACCAACACAAGGACCUUUUGUAAUUCCACUCAUUCCACCACAGAAGCUGGAAAGCUACCCGCAGCAGACACAAGCUAACCUGUACCAUUCACCCAACUGACUUUACUAUUAAAAUAUUCUAAAGAUUGCUUUUUA